UGUUCCUAGAUGUUUAUUCUCUCGACAUAUCUCGCGUUUACUGGUAGAUUGAACAAUUACCGUAGAUAAAAUCAGUCAAACAAUUUCAUACAUUACACAUGCACACAUUCAAAAACACUUAAUUGGAUAAAGUUAUUUAUAAGCAAUGUAAUGAAUGGAUGGAAAGUUCGGGCGGCUUACCAUUAUCAAUUGCAUCAUGGGAUUUUGUAAAUAAACUCACUUUCAGUUUUGAUAUCAGGAAGUUGGAGUGAAGAAUAAAACAUUGAUGUUGCUAUUUUAUCCGAUAUUGUGAGCUGGACAUAUAAACCAUUGCUUGCGACAUAAAGAGACCAUGGAUGGCACAGAUGGUGUUGAGAUACCAGAUCUUGCAGCCAGUUUACACAUAUUCUCAGAUGACCUAGCAUUGGAAUCCACUACAUGUCUAUCAGGGGAGGCCAGAGGAGAGCGGUUAAAUGGUGUGAUGGUGACUACAGAGAACAUGGGUGUGGAUGAGGAGGAGAGCCUGUUGAAAUACUCCACCACCCUCACGAAUAGGCAGCGUGGGAACGAGGUCACAGUCAGACCAGCUACUUUAGACAUUUUGUCCAUCCACCAGCUAGCUGCCCAGGGGGAGGUCUUACAGGUGGCCACACACCUGAGCAAAGACAGUUCAUUAUUAAACCGCCAGGAUGAACGGGGCUUAACUCCUCUCAUGUGGGCAGCAGCGUUUGGAGAGAAAGCCAUGGUGGAUUUCCUCCUGGAAAACGGGGCAGAUCCUAGUACGAUAGCAUGGGAACGGGAGAGUGCCUUGACCCUGGCGAGCUCAGGAGGCUAUGCAGUCAUAGUGAAACGUCUUCUUGAACAUGGAGUAGAUAUCAAUGCUUAUGACUGGAAUGGUGGUACUCCUCUCCUUUACGCUGUUAGAGGGAACCAUGUAAGGUGUGCUGAGGCCCUCUUAGAUAAAGGGGCAGACAUGAACAUUGAGGCAGAUUCUGGGUAUAGUCCAAUGGCCUUAGCUGUUGCCCUCGGACAUAAACAAGUCCAAAAGGUGUUAGAGGACCAUAUUCUGAAACUCCUGAAGAAAAAAGCAUGACACCAGCUAAGGCUACCAGGAUGUGGUUAGAGAGGACGUUGUGCUGAACAGAGGAUCACCUGCUGGCAUCAGUGGUGAGGUGGUUGACCAAAACACUGAAGCCACAAAAGGCGGUUGGUAGUGGAGAUACUUGGAACGGAAGCUCCAACGUUAAGGGACACUGUGGUUCUUAUCUUGUACAUUUAUUCAACAUGUUUUUUAUAUUAUGGAAAUGCUUAUAUUUCUUUUUUUGAGGGGGAGGGGGCAAACUAUCUUUAAAUAUAUAUUUAAAAAACUGGAGGUUUUGCACCAAUGGAUAGUAAACAAAUGUUCAAAAACAAAAUGCAUACAAAUUUUACAGUGUUGAUUUGGAAUGGGAAAUCAAAUGCACAGCACAAGUAUUUGAAUAUGCAGGUGGUUGCGUGACCUUAAAGCCUGGAGAGCUGUAAUAAAAUCCAGAUUCUUUGUCUGAGCCAAAUCCUCCCUUUUCCCUUGUUGUUUGUGUGCACAAGCAGGUAACCAACUUAAAAUGUCCUCACCAAAAGCAGUCAGAUAUGGUUCCCAUUCAAAACAAUUAAUUUGGGGUGGUAGUCUUCCAGCAGUCAUGUUCUUCAAUGGCACUAUACCCUCUCUUUCCCUAUAAGUCCCUCCCUCUCUCAUGCAGAAACAGAAACGUCACAAAGCUCUUUCCCCCAGGAUGUCCAAGGAGUAAACAAUUAUUCUGCCAAAGAAGUCGGCACUGUUCUCAAACACUAUUUGCAGCCUGUGCACCGUGGGGACCUCCUGGAUGGGAAAUCUGUGGGUGUGGAGUUAAGAACCAGAUAAGCAGAGGAGUAAUGAAAGAGAACGGCAUAGAACAAUGUUAAUUGAAAGCUGCUCUGUAGCGACUAUGCAUUAAAAUCAAUAUUUCUGUAUUGGAGUAUUUAGGUCCAGGCAUAACUUUUCUGUACUAUUACAACUUAUUUAAGCAAUUAUUAUAACUAAGACUAGUGUCCUGUCCAGGCGGUGUAGUUCUACAUCAAGCUGCCUCAUGUUUGAAUUACAAGGCCAUUCUGUCUCGAACAAGACUUACUACAACUAAUUUGAACUGGUAUGAUUUUAGAGACAUUUAAUAAUACAUUGAAGGAUAUUUGUAGUGAGCUGCUGUUUUCUGGGUAAAAAUCUUUGAUUUUAGCCAAGUCUCCAUCUUUUGGGCAUCCUGACGGGAAAGUGAAAGCCUUUUCAGGAUCAUUGACAGUCUGUCUCUUUUUUACAUAUGACGUGUUAUAGCAUAGUAUGACAAUGAAUCAUUGAAAAUAAUAAUAAUAAAUAAUUUGGUGAGUA
Molecule: messenger RNA, 2374 nt
Organism: Oncorhynchus masou masou (cherry salmon)
Lineage: Eukaryota; Metazoa; Chordata; Actinopteri; Salmoniformes; Salmonidae
Gene: rfxank
Product: regulatory factor X-associated ankyrin-containing protein
Exons: 9
Coding region: 332-1072 (246 amino acids)
Biological process (GO): regulation of transcription by RNA polymerase II
Cellular component (GO): nucleus
Molecular function (GO): protein binding
Source: RefSeq, a predicted model, not a curated record